GCGGCGGGGGAGCCGCCCCGAGCCGGCGACUGCUCGCCCCGCGAGGUUGGGACAUGCGCCGCGGCGCUGCCGCCCGGGGUUAGUCACGGCGGGGCGCCGGCCCCGACUUCCCACCCAGGCGAGCGCGGCGGCAGCAAUCACCACUGUCUCUGGAGUACGGACCGAGAGCGGCCGCCUGCCUCCCGCCCCUCGCUCUCUCCCUGCUUCCCUUCCCCUCUCCCGGGUGCGUGAGGAGAGAUAACAAUGGUGGGGCGCAGCCGCCGGGCCCCCGCCCUCGCCUAGUGGAAGCGAGUGCCCCGCGGCCGCUGCUCCACCGCCCCGCCCUGCGGCGGCCCCGGGCCGCGGACCGCGUUGCUGCCGGCGGCGGUGCCGGGAGGCGAUGGUGCCUGCGCCGGGGUUAGUCUGAUCGCCGCUCCCCGCCUCGCCGCCUCCGGUGCCGGCGGCGCUCCCACGGGGCCAGCGCCCGCCGCCUCCCCGGCCGCCGCGCUCGCUCGGGCUUGUGGCCGCCUGACACAACUUGGGAGCUUCUCCAGAAAAACAAGAAUAAUUAGUGAUAAUCAUUUAUAACAAGGCGGAGAAGCGGAAGAAGCGAGUGGAUAAUGUCAACCCCGAGCAGAUUCAAAAAGGACAAAGAGAUUAUAGCGGAGUAUGAAAGUCAAGUGAAAGAGAUCCGAGCUCAACUCGUUGAGCAACAGAAAUGCCUGGAGCAGCAGACUGAAAUGAGAGUGCAGCUUCUUCAGGAUCUGCAGGAUUUCUUCCGCAAGAAGUCGGAAAUAGAGAUGGAGUAUUCCCGAAACCUGGAAAAACUGGCAGAGAGGUUCAUGGCAAAAACAAGAAGUACAAAGGAUCAUCAGCAGUACAAGAAAGACCAGAACCUCUUGUCACCAGUGAAUUGCUGGUACUUACUCCUGAACCAAGUGAGAAGAGAAAGCAAAGACCAUGCAACAUUGAGUGAUAUCUACCUGAACAAUGUGAUCAUGCGAUUCAUGCAGAUAAGUGAAGACUCCACUAGAAUGUUCAAGAAGAGUAAAGAGAUUUCAUUUCAGCUUCAUGAAGACUUAAUGAAAGUACUUAACGAGCUUUACACAGUCAUGAAAACAUACCACAUGUAUCAUGCAGAGAGCAUCAGUGCAGAAAGCAAACUGAAGGAGGCAGAGAAGCAAGAAGAAAAACAGAUUGGGAGGUCAGGAGACCCUGUUUUUCAUAUUCGACUAGAAGAAAGGCACCAGAGACGGAGCUCUGUGAAAAAGAUUGAAAAAAUGAAGGAAAAACGUCAAGCAAAAUAUUCUGAAAACAAGCUGAAAUCCAUUAAGGCCCGUAAUGAAUACCUGCUCACCCUUGAAGCAACUAAUGCUUCUGUUUUCAAGUAUUAUAUUCACGACCUUUCGGAUUUAAUCGAUUGUUGUGAUCUUGGAUACCAUGCUAGUCUCAACAGAGCCCUAAGAACAUACCUUUCUGCAGAGUAUAACCUUGAAACUUCCAGGCAUGAGGGAUUAGACAUCAUUGAAAAUGCAGUUGACAGCCUGGAGCCACGCAGUGACAAGCAGAGAUUCAUGGAAAUGUACCCCACUGCUUUUUGUCCACCAAUGAAAUUUGAGUUCCAAUCUCAUAUGGGUGAUGAGGUUUGCCAGGUCACUGCCCAGCAACCUGUGCAAGCAGAGCUUAUGCUUAGGUAUCAACAACUACAGUCACGAUUGGCUACGCUCAAAAUUGAAAAUGAGGAGGUUAAGAAAACAACAGAGGCUACCCUGCAGACAAUACAAGAUAUGGUCACCAUUGAAGAUUAUGAUGUGUCAGAGUGUUUCCAGCACAGUCGCUCAACAGAGUCUGUGAAGUCAACAGUCUCUGAGACAUACUUGAGUAAGCCUAGCAUUGCAAAAAGAAGAGCUAACCAGCAGGAAACAGAGCAAUUCUAUUUCAUGAAAUUCAGAGAAUAUCUGGAAGGUAGCAACCUCAUCACAAAACUUCAAGCGAAACAUGACUUGCUGCAGAGGACACUUGGAGAAGGUCACAGGGCUGAAUACAUGACAACAAGGCCUCCAAAUCUUCCCCCUAAGCCCCAGAAACACAGGAAGCCCAGGCCCCGAUCACAGUAUAGUGCUAAGUUGUUUAAUGGUGAUUUGGAGUCAUUCAUCAAGGAUUCAGGGCAAGUCAUUCCUCUUAUUGUGGAAAGCUGUAUCAGAUUUAUAAAUUUAUAUGGUCUUCAGCAUCAGGGAAUUUUUAGAGUGUCUGGUUCCCAGGUGGAAGUCAAUGAUAUUAAAAAUUCAUUUGAGAGAGGUGAAAAUCCUUUGGCAGAUGACCAAAGUAACCAUGACAUUAACUCAGUUGCUGGAGUACUGAAGCUCUAUUUCCGAGGGCUGGAAAAUCCUGUCUUUCCUAAGGAAAGAUUUAAUGAUCUUAUUUCUUGUAUCAGAAUAGACAAUCUCUAUGAGAGGGCUCUUCACAUCCGCAAACUCCUCCUUACUUUGCCCAGGUCGGUCCUUAUAGUGAUGAGAUACCUCUUCGCCUUCCUCAAUCACCUUUCACAGUACAGUGAUGAAAACAUGAUGGAUCCGUACAACUUGGCCAUUUGUUUUGGGCCAACCCUGAUGCCUGUUCCAGACAUACAAGACCAGGUGUCUUGUCAGGCACAUGUGAAUGAGAUAAUCAAAACCAUCAUCAUCCAUCAUGAGGCUAUUUUUCCAGAUGUGAAAGAACUUGAUGGACCAGUGUAUGAAAAAUGCAUGGCUGGAGAUGACUAUUGUGACAGCCCAUACAGUGAACAUGGUACAUUAGAGGAGGUGGACCAGGAUGCCAGCACAGAGCCCCACACCAGUGAAGAUGACAGUAUAGCUAUACUUUAGAAGAACUCCUUCUUCCAUUGGAGGUAUGAAGCAAGAGUGGAAGCUGAGGAAGUCUGCCUGUCUCUCAUUUAGAACACAAGUGAAUUGUAGAUGACACGCCAGUUCAAUAUAUUGGGGCCAACUUCAGGGUUCCAUUACCAAACUGAGAGACAAAGGCAUGAGUGGACAUGGAGAAGAAGUGCAGCUUUUCAGCAAUCAUCAAAAGCACUUACUUCAAAGCCAUGACUAGGAAAGAUGAAAACACCAGCAGGAUCCAGAGGAGCAGGACUGUGGCAUCGCACGAUGCAUCAUUUGUGCCUCGAUCAUCAUGGGCUUUAUCCCACCACUUCGCUGUUACACCAGUUUUACAUUUCUGUCUAGUAUUACUUGUGUUAUGACUGUGUCACUUGGGAAGACAAACCUUGAAGAGAAUACUUGUCAACAGGACAAAGUUCUGUUAAAGGAUUUAACUGCUCAAGAUGUGUUUUUGUUCAUCAGAUCACCCAGUAGUUUAAUUCUAGUUGCUUUGUCACACCUUUUAAUUAAUUCAGUGCCAAAAGAAAGCAGACAUUUGUGUUUACAGAGAAAUAAUUGUUAGCGCAAAAAUAUUUGUAAGCUAGGUAAAUACUGCUGCAAAAUUGAGGAUUAUUAAGCCAGGAUUGCAUACAAAACCUUUUGGUCUUCAAUUUCCAACCUGCAAGGUCUAAACCAUUUUUUUCCCAUUAAUAUGGCUUUCUGUUGUAAUAGCACAUUUUUCUAAUGUAGGUUACAGACUAAAUUAAAUGCACUCACUCUCUCUUUGCACACACAUUCAUGUGUUUGUUCUCUGGUCAAUUCCUUUUAAAAAACAUUAUUUACACCAGAUACAAAGUGAAAAAUUUUCAGUGUGCUUAUUGAACUCUAUGAGAGUCACUGAUUGACACAUGGUGGAUUUUAAAAACCUUCUAUUAAAGGGUCUGGAGUAUUUUGGGGGUUUAAUGUGAUUGAUUCAUUGAUUGUAAGCUGGAUGCAUCACCGCCAGCUGCAUGUGGAGAGAGAGAAAGGGAGGUACUGCUUUGCUGCUGUAUUGAUUGGACACAUGGUACUUACAUGGUUCCCUUUGUUAGGACAUGGAAGAAGCAGAUUUUGUAAAUGCUAAGGGUUUUUUCUCAUGUUGGAAAUCUGAUUAGUUUUAUGCUAAAAUGUUGUAUACAUACAUAAGACUGAACAGCCUACCCCACAGGAAUUACAGGGUCAGUGAAAUAUAAUCCAGAGGUUAUGAUCAAAACCAGAAGGAUUUAUUUUACUUGCUGUUGCUAUAAAGUUAAACUGCAAGUGGCUCUCUCUGUGCCUACCAGAAAAACGCCAUCUGUAGGAACUGUGUCAGUAGUGCUAGAAAUUUUCAUUACAAUUCAGAAAACAACAAAACUUUAAAAACUGAGCAUUAAAUUAUGUCUGCAGAAGUAAAAUGAAGUAGACUGGGGGGAAGAAAGACUAGCACAUCUAAAUAAUUGUUUUGGGAUUUUUCCCCUAAGUUUACUGGUAUUUCAGUUUAUCACUGGAAAGGGAAGCAGGAAAGAAAAGGAACUGCAUUUUAAUGUGGUGUUUUCCGGCUUUUUUAGAUGUGCAGAAAGUAUACUGAUGAGGAAAACAUAUAAGUUUUUCCUUUCUCCUAAAUCUGGAAAUGAAAUUUAAUUUUUGAAGUUCAGAACAUUUGUACUCAAGAUGAGAGGCAAAAAAAUUCUGUAAUUUUGUUGCAGACAAACCUUUACCUGAAAAUGUCUCUUCAGUAAGGAUUCAAAGGACAUUGUUCAUGUUUUACUGAAACAGCUGUUAGCAUAUUUCCUUUACCUUCAAAUCAAUGGAGAUUCUUUAUUCUUGUUGUAGUCAUAUAGUAAAGAGUGACAAGUCUGCAAAGGAAGUAAACAUUUCCUGAGGAAGUUAGGCAGAUGGAGUUUUCCUAGGAAAACAUACCUAAAAUUAAUACCAUACUCUUCACAGAUAUCUCGUAAACUUAGGAUAAAACUUCAGAUGGUAUUUCUGCUGAAAACAAAAUUUACAGGGCCGUGUUAAACUGUAAGUUGUUGUUGUGUUCCCAACACAUAAUCAUUUCCUUUCUCUUCAGUAGUGCAUGCUGUGAUUGACACUUUGUCAAACUCUGUUUUGUCAACACCUUGCAACACUUCUUUGCUUUUGCUCUUCCCAGUCAGACUACUGCUGUUCUGAGGACAGGACUUUGAAAUUACAAAACCACUCUAUUCUUUGAUGGGAUGCAGAAGAAGAUACAGAAAUAGGGAGAUAGCAUCUUCCUGGGGAGCUCAAGGACAUAAUUUAUUCCAAACAGACAGGGUACACCUGGGAAAACUGAGGAAAUACAGAGCAGAGGGACAGCAACUCUCCUAGAAAAAGUGCAGGGGAUGGUGUCCCCUCCUUUCCUUAAUUCCUUGUGCCCUGAGGCAUAGAGGGCAGCCCAGGGCCAGUUCAGUGCCAUCACCUCUAUAGGGAGGUUAGGUCUACAUCUGACACUCUAAUCCCAAAACCAAAACUAACACUUGCAUUUCUUUUGCCCUUUCUGCUCUCCCAAGCAGCAGAAGUUUUUCCCACAGUUCUUCAGUUUGUCCUAAUUUUUCACUUCCAUAGCAUUGCCUGAUUCACUAGAGAUGAUAGCUGGUGAGAUCCUCUACGUCGUCAAAUACUUCUUGCUAUUUUAGGUGAAUGCCCGCAGGUGUGGACAGAGCAGUGCAAUUACACUUCCCUCCAAACUGUCAAUUUUACUGUUAAAUAUUCAGUAUCACACAGAAUUUGAGUUACACAUCCCAAAUUUAGCUUUCAUUACCUUAGUUUUCUGGAAAUACUCAUCUGUCAUUCAGUAACCUUGAUAUUAAAUGGCUUAACUUUCCAAAAUGCAUUUAUGUCUAGGAGUAACUGUCAUUGUACUUUGGUUUUCACUAUUAAAGCGUGACCUGUAACAAGAUGAAUUAUUAUUUAAGUACAGUCUUAGUACUGUUUGCUGUAGGAAAAUUAUCUCUGUGUAUUGGGAAAUGAAAACACCCCUUUCACAGUAGGAAAACCUGUCUGAACUCAUUUUUUGUCCUCUUCAUGAAAUCUGUGUGAAAUCUACUGGGCACUCCUCCCUGAGGAGGUGGAAUUUGUUACCCAGGCAAUCUGAUGUACAUGUCUCAAAAGUCACAUCCAUUAUGGGUUCAUUAACAAUUCAUACAGCUGGUUCCAGUGGGACAACAUCAUUCAGACCUCUGAGAAAGUACAUGAGUUUUGCAGGUGGUAGAAGGACACAAUAAACAGGAUUACCAUUGCACACCACACUUAGAUGAGCAUAAUUCCACUGAGCAAGACAGAGCUAUUUCUAGUUUAGUCCACUAAUUUGUAAAUAACAAUACCUGUAUACUCAGUUGUGGGAUACUGUAUGGUCUGUUGAAGUUAGCAGAGAAACAGGGAAUUCCAUAGCUAAAGAGUGUAGGGGUUUGUCCAUCAAUCUAGUACUCAUGCGCGUUACCAGUUAACUGUGGAGAGUGUCUAAGGAAAAUAUGUGAAGGAAAUUUGAGAUUCAUGACUUACUGUAAAACUCUUUUGUUUGGUUGACUGCUUUGGUUUUUUUACAUUUUAAAGUAUUUGCCUGUUAGUGACUGACUGGCUCUCCAAAGCCUGAGAGGUUUUAUUUCUGAAUUCUUGACCAACUCUACCAUAACCCAUAAAUUAGCUGUAAUCUGAGAACAGUGUGUUCAUACAAGUGUCUGUUCCUUUUCAAUCCUACCCAAUUCCAGUUAUUUCCUUCUUAAAACAAAUGCCACAAGCAAGGUACAUGAUAGAAGAGGAACUGUGUUCUUUUGUCAGUGUUACAUUAUUGCCAUUUCAUAUUACCUUUUCAUAUAUAAACAGGCAUGUUUGGUUUUAUGUCUUUUCUUUUUCUUAAAGCCUUACAGUUGCUUUGUGGCAUCUGCAUUUUUUGUUAGACUGUAGGAAUGACGACAGGGUAGCAUAUUACCAUAACCACCAUUAGAGGUUUCCCAGUUUUCCAGAAUGUUUCUUUCUAUGUCAACUUCAUAUUUCCUUUGCUUAAUAACAUAAAACCGAGAACCCAUUCAGCCCUGCCCACCAGGAAAUGCUGGUGAGCGAGACAUUCGUAGGGGCCAUGAUGUUUGUUACAAAUUCUCAUCCGUCAGGCUGAACAAAGACAUUGGACAUGUAUCAGGGUACUCUUACGUUUUAUUGUACAGUCACCUUAACAGAAUCACAGAAUCACUAGGUUGAAAGAGAUCAACUUCAAGAUCAUCGAGUCCAACUGAUAUUGGCUAACACACCCUUAGAUUUCUUACAACAGACUUCCACAAGAGUGGAGGUGAACAAGCCCUUAGUUUUGUACAGUACACUUCAGCAAGUUCUCAACUCCCACAACACAACCAAAGGUGCUGACUCACAAGUCACAGUACACUUGAUAUUCAAAGGUGCUGGCUCACAAGCUCUUCCCUUCCACAACAAACUUGAAAGCAGAGUAUAGGGUGGAAUAUGAUAGUUGUGAUUUGCCCAGGCAAGGCAAGAAAACAAGAAAUAACACCAGUGAUUAGAUCCCGCAUUGUUGCUGCCGUGUCAGUGGUCCAGAGCAGGGGCUGCUAGACAAGGAAAGCAAAAGGGAGAAAGAGAGAAAAAAGACAAAGAACAAAAAAGAUAAUACAGUCCUCUAUAGCCAUCCAGUAGGGAUGAAUUUUCAGGAAAGAAUACUGUUAUUGCUAGGUUCUUAUUUGUAUUUAUAUAAUAAAGUAAUUCCUGCCACCAUACAUUACUUUUAUGUUUCUAACAGUGAAUUCCACAUAUCACUGUAUUCCAUCUCUGUAAAGUUUCUGAGUUAGAGUUAGUAACUUCUAAACACUGCAGUUUGUCACUGACAGGAACGCUUAAUGCGACUGCAGAAGCAGCAAACCAAAAGACAGUCUUCUGCAGGCUGGGCAAGUUAUUAAAAAAA
Parus major (Great Tit) is the source of this 7779-nucleotide messenger RNA. RefSeq names its product SLIT-ROBO Rho GTPase activating protein 1 (gene SRGAP1). Gene Ontology annotation, cellular component: cytoplasm. The transcript is spliced from 19 exons. Gene Ontology annotation, molecular function: protein binding; GTPase activator activity. Lineage: Eukaryota; Metazoa; Chordata; Aves; Passeriformes; Paridae. Gene Ontology annotation, biological process: signal transduction; negative regulation of cell migration. The coding region runs from base 600 to 2843 and encodes 747 amino acids. The record is from RefSeq and is a predicted model, not a curated record.